This is a messenger RNA of Acanthosepion pharaonis, 621 nucleotides long. NCBI's taxonomy places the organism in Eukaryota, Metazoa, Mollusca, Cephalopoda, Sepiida, Sepiidae. The record is from the annotation of a GenBank genome assembly.
AUGUCACCUUUCUUAUCUCCCUUUCUUCUUCAUUUCAUUUCCUGUCACCUGAUUUAUCCUCCCUUUCUUCUUCAUUUAAUUUCUUGUCACCUGACUAUAUCCCUUUCUUCUUCAUUUCAUUUCCUGUCACCUGAUUAUAUCCCUUUCUUCUUCAUUUCAUUUCCUUCACCUGAUUAUAUCCUUUCUUCUUCAUUUCAUUUCCUGUCACCUGACUAUAUCCUUUCUUCUUCUUUUUUCAUUUCCUUCACCUUCUGUCCCUUUCUUCUUCCUUUCAUUUCCUGUCACUUUAUAUCCCAUUCUUCUUCCUUUCAUUUCCUGUCACCUUUUAUAUCCCCCUCUUCUUCAUUUCUUUCCUUUCACCUGAUUAUUCCCUUUCUUCUUCAUUUCAUUUCUGUCUUAUAUCCCUUUCUUCUUCUUUCAUUUUUUAUCCCUUUCUUCUUCAUUUCAUUUCUCUCACCUGAUUAUCCUUUCUUCCCUUCUUCUUUUUCAUUUCUCCACCUGAUUUAUCCCUUUCUUCUUCUUUUCAUUUCCUGUCACCUGAUUAUCUCCCUUUCUUCUUCAUUUCAUUUCCUGUCACCUUUUUUUCUCCUUUCCUUCUUCUUUUCAUUUCCUGUCACCUGA